Sitodiplosis mosellana (orange wheat blossom midge) is the source of this 4264-nucleotide messenger RNA. RefSeq names its product all trans-polyprenyl-diphosphate synthase PDSS2 (gene Pdss2). Lineage: Eukaryota; Metazoa; Arthropoda; Insecta; Diptera; Cecidomyiidae. Bases 1300 to 2811 code for a protein of 503 amino acids. Gene Ontology annotation, cellular component: mitochondrion; transferase complex. The transcript has 6 exons. Gene Ontology annotation, biological process: ubiquinone biosynthetic process; isoprenoid biosynthetic process. The record is from RefSeq and is a predicted model, not a curated record. Gene Ontology annotation, molecular function: prenyltransferase activity.
AAGCGAAGGCUCGAACAUCGAUUCAAUUCAAUUGGGUGGAUUGUGAUUGAUUGGUGCCGAUUACAAACGAGUUUUUAUUCCGUCGAAGCGAGCGAGCGAGCGAGCACGUGAUCAUUUCUAUUGAAUGGGUAAUCGAAUGUAGCUGUCGAUUGUGUAAUGGGGCUUUCGGAUUUCAUGAUUAAAUCAGCAGCAGCCAGUAGGGCUCCUGAUGAUGUAAAUACCAUCGUACGAAAAAAAAAAACCUGAAAAUCGUUGCCUGUGUGACACAGUCUAUGCGGUGGCCCACUCAAUUUGCACAUCGAUUAGCAUUUCGUUGAUUGGGCCAUUUGGAAAUCAAUGAAUAUGAUCAUUUUUUGCAUUCCACUUAUAUUUCCAUCGGAUGACUACCUUCAAUUCUUGAAUGUCGACAAUUUAUGCACACGUGUGGUGCAUUGUUUUGGAUGUGUGUGUGCGUGCAAACUAUUACAAGAGACACAGAGAGAAAGAAUGUGAGACACAUUCAAAAUGGGUAAAAGGCGAACGGAACGUAGGGAAAUGAAGCAUUUAAAAUCAAAACCCGAAUAUAACGAGCCUGCCAUCAGCGCACCGAACCAACCGACCUAAUAACAAAUCGGAUCGAGAGAGAAGCAACAACAAAAGUUAAAAUGGAAUGAACAGUGAAAAGUGUUGUAUUUCUUCCACAAAGUAGAUAGAUUCGUCGUUCGACAGGCCAAAUCAUAGAUGCAAUUAGAUUUUUUUUUUCAAUUUUAAAACAAAACUCAAUUGAUACGAAAGUUGUUUACCGUCAACAAAAACAAAUAAUUAUCAAACAAAAUCAAAUCAAAUGUGUUUCAAAUAAUAUGAGUGAGAGAUUUUAUUAAAGUUUUUUUUUCCCUUAUUUACGUCUAUGGUUUAAAUUUAAAACAAAAAGAAGACUGAAAAAAAAACAUCAUUUUGGUGAUUUGAAUCGAAUUAAAGCAGACAAGACACACAGAGAGAGAUAGAGAAAGAAGGAAGAAAAAACACACAGAAAUUGGUUCGAGAAAGAAAUAAACAAAUAAGCGACGAACUGUUCAAAAGUGGGUGUGAAAGUGAGUUUUCGAUUUGAUUGAAAAAAAAAAACAACAACAACACCGACCAUAACGUUGACACUGAAAGUUUGUUUUUCAUUUUUUUCUUUCUACAAAUCACAUAGAAGAAGUUACAAUAAUCAAUAUCGUGUGCUUGUGUUUAUGUUUGAAACGCAACGAAAGAAGAAAAUAAAGGGGCAAAAAACAAAAACCAAAUAAAUAACAAAAGAAAAAGAAAGUUAUCGAAAAUAUGUCGUUUUAUCGUUUAAAAUAUUUGUGGCCAAAAAAUUCGACAAACGCAACGUCAAUCGUAAAUGGAUUGCGUUGUUUGCAAACAUCGUCGUCGUUAUCAAAUCAUCAAUUACCAGCCGCCACCGUCGCCGCCAGCAGCAAUGUAGUGUCUGUUCAUAGUCAUCAUCACCAUCGUCGUCAUCAUCAUACAUUGUUACAAAGGAGUAGUUUGGCACAACAAAUCCACAAUGAUCAGAAGUGCACAUAUGCAUCGACAAGCGGAUCAAAAUUGGAGAAGGUAGCCACAAAAGCUCUGCAAAAACACGAUUGGGAUCGUGCCGUAAGCGAAGCUGAAAAAAUUGUCGGUUAUCCAACGUCAUUUCUAAGCUUACGUUGGCUGCUCAGCGACGAAGUAGCCAAUGUUGCGCUACAUUUAAGGAAAUUGGUUGGAAGUAAUCAUCCGUUACUCAAAACGGCCAAAAACGCGGCAUCACAAAUUGUUAGCAUUACCGAGAGAGACAGAAAUCUAUUGUACCAUGGACGGAAUAAUAUGCAAGCAUGGGGUUUGAUCGUACUGUUGAUAUCAAAGGCAGCUGGACAGGCGCCGGGCAUUCCAGAAAUGGAGCAUGACAAAAGUGCAGGUGUGUUACAUUCACAGCGUGCAUUGGCCGAAGUCUGUGAGAUGAUUCGUAUAUCACAUUUGGUGCAUCAAGGUUUGGUCAAUUUGCAACCACUUACACAGGCCGGACAGGAUAUGUCGUUGCACAGCGAUAUGACGUUUGGGAAUAAAAUUGCAUUGUUGAGCGGUGACUAUCUAUUGGGAAAUUCUUGUGCUGAACUGGCUGGAUUGAGAAAUCAAGAUUUGGUCGAGUUGAUAUCAUCAGCGGUGCGAGAUUUGACGGAAGCCGAAUUCAUAGGCGAUCGAGAUGAACAAAAUAAUCCGUUACCAACGGCACCGCCAAAAACACCACGACGCCUUGCCGCUGAUGUGCACGAUGAGUAUGACAUUCAUUUGGCCGACGAUGUUCUGAAACCAAUGGAAAAGGAACGUUUCAUGGGCAAUCCAGAUACCGAAUGGGCAUUACGAAACAUUCUCAGUGCGGGCAGUUUGUUGGGCAAAAGUUGUCAAGGUGCAUUAAAAUUGGCCGGUCUACCUGAAACCACACAAAAGCUGGGCUUUCAUUUUGGUAAACAUUUGGUAUUGGCAUGGCAGGCAUGCUUAGAUUUGGAACCAUUUUUGCAACCAACAUUAGCCGAAGGAACGACAUUUAGUUUGGUAUCAGCACCAGUUCUCUAUCACCUUGAAUACGAUCCAAAUGCGUAUGAACUGAUUAAAAAGGGUUAUGUGUCCGUGGAGCAUGUCGAUUACAAAGCGUUGCACAGUGAAAUUGUGAAAGGGCCCAGCGUUGAUAAAACACAAAGUCUACAACGAAAACAUAGUCAGGCGGCCAUGAAUGUGCUGAAAAAAUUCCCACCAUCCGAUGCUCGAACAGCCCUCGAAAAUAUUUUGCAUGCUAUGCAAGAUCUGUAGAUGAAUUAGUCAAAUAUUGAAAUGCACACACACCCUUCCACACCCCCACACACACACACAAAAUAUACCGUGGCUGAUGUGCGCGUUUCAUACACACACACACACGCACACUAGCUCUUUAUCAUUUUAUACCUAUAGUAAUCGAGAAAAGACACACACACUAAAACAAAAUGUAACGCAAAUAAAGUUCAGAUUACAAUAUUUUUAUAUAUACCUAGAUAUAUUAGAUAAUCGGCUUUCCGUCCGAAAGCGGUCAAUUUUUGUUAAGGAAAAGAACCGCCGUAAAUAGACACAAACACACAAAAAUCAAUGUUUUUUUUCCCGAUGUAUUAGCACAUCGAAACAGACGUAAUUUUUUUUUUUUUUUACAAAACGAUUUUUCUUGUGUCAUCACACUUUCGAAACCAGGUUUCGCCGCAAAAAUCAUGUGCAUUUUUGACUGGAGCGUAGUAGUAAAAAAAAGGGAAAUAUAUUCGCAUAUAAAUAGCAUCAACCGAUCCGAUUGGCAACCGCUAACACACGAUCGCGCACACGGAACCUAUUGAAAAUAAAUUAUUGAAAAUAAUUUUAGUACUGGUUUUGGGGUCUCUUUAAUAAUCCAAUGAGAAAGAAAUGAAGAAAAAAACACCUACAUUAUUAGCAUGUAAAUGUGUUUAACGGAAAUCUCUAAUUUUUAAGUGGUUGAACGAAGACAAACAAAAAGAUGGCAUGAAAACGUGUUUUUUCAUCUGUGUCUUGUGUGUAUAAGGAACCAUGUGUGUUCUUUUUAUUAUUAUUAUUCUGAAAUUCAUUGUCUCAUAAUAAUGCACGAACACAUGCCAAGCAAUAAAUAAGCCGAAAUACUCGUAAAAUGCAAUUGUAUCAUAGAAAGAGAGAGAGAGAGAUAGAGAGAGAGAGAGAGAGAGAGAGAGAGAGAGAGAAAAGCACACACGUAUAUACACACUGUAGAUUCAUUACCAAUUUCCUUUUCUUCCUUUUUGCAAACCAUGAGCGCGCGUACUCUCGAAUCAGCCCACCCUUGAAUCGGCUACUCCGCUACUUGAAUAUUCAUCAACUACUUUUUUUAUAUGUCAAAACCAGAAUUCGUUUGCGAUAGAAAUUUGAUUGAUUUUAUCAGCCAAAAUGUUGAAUUUGAAUUUUUGAAAAUUGCGGUGUCUAUUCCCAAAUCUACAGAAUAUUUAAACUCUAUUCCCAACACACUUUCCAAUACUUUUUUCAUGUUUUCAAAUCGUCGGUUCACCGCAAAUAUUGAACAACAAAAAACCGCUCUUUUGUCAUUUUGUUGCUUACUUCUAAACAGAUUUUAAAAAAAAAUUGUUAUUAAUUUUAUUUUCUUUAUUUAUUAAAAAAAAAAAAAAUACACACGCAACAAUCGACAUUUGUAUACAAUUUGUUAAAGAAAAACAACAACUGAAAACUGAAUUGAAUAAACGAAAAUAAAUUGUAAGACCAA